This is a messenger RNA of Hermetia illucens (black soldier fly), 2376 nucleotides long. RefSeq names its product leucine-rich repeat-containing protein 40 (gene f-cup). Lineage: Eukaryota; Metazoa; Arthropoda; Insecta; Diptera; Stratiomyidae. The transcript has 10 exons. The record is from RefSeq and is a predicted model, not a curated record. Gene Ontology annotation, molecular function: protein binding. The coding region runs from base 112 to 1923 and encodes 603 amino acids.
GUCACUUGUAUGUAUUAAUUUGUUUUAUAUACAGCGGGAGUAGCGUAUUCCAACUGUUAAGUGCGUAUAUUUAUUACAUUUGUUUAUUCUACGGUUUAAUUCAUCAGGACAAUGUCUCGCGAUGCUCGUCGUAACAUACGAAAAAUAAGUCCAAUAUUCAGAGAAAGGCAGAAGGCGGAGGAUGAUGCGAUUCUAACAAAGUCGCUUAUAAAAGUCGCCUUGACAUCAGGCAAAUUGAAUCUUUCCGGUCGAUCAUUAUCUUCAGUGCCGAAUAAACUGUGGACACUAUACGACAGUGAAGCAAGUGAUAUUACCGUAGAUUUUAAGUCAGACAGCAGCGAACGGGAUGAUAUAUGGUGGAAGCAGCAGCCUCUUACCAAUUUAGAUCUUAGCUCAAAUUCUUUAGCUGUUAUUUCACCUAAGAUUGGGGACCUCUGUGAGCUUACUGUAUUGGACUUACAUGAUAACGUCUUAACCAGCUUACCAAAAGAAAUUAGUUUCCUUACAAAACUUACUAAGCUUAACCUCUCCCGUAACAAAAUUGUUAACUUGCCUAAAGAAUUAUUUCUAUUAAAUGAACUGAAAUACUUGAACUUGUCACAUAAUUCAAUGGUGGAUGUGCAUCCCGAUCUGAGUAAUCUGGUUAUGCUUGAAUAUCUGAAUCUUUCCUAUAAUGGGCUUACUUCACUUCCGGAUGGUUUAGGAUUUCUAGUACGGCUAACUGAACUCAAUGUGAGUUAUAACAAAUUGAAUUGCUUGCCGGAGGAUAUAGUCAAUUUGAGGAAUCUCCACAAACUAGAUGUGAUGAACAACGACAUUGAAGAUUUUCCAGUGGGUAUGUCGGAGCUGAGGAAAUUGGAAUGCUUAUAUGCCCAACAUAAUAAUAUCCAGAACUUGCCAGAUUUCGUUUCUAGCGACAAUUUGAAAGAACUUCAUAUAUCGAAUAAUUAUAUAAAGGAAGUGCCCGUUAGUUUUUGUGAAGGCCUAUACAAUUUAAAGGUUCUGGAUUUACGUGAUAAUAAAAUUGAGACAUUACCAAACGAAAUUGGCAUGCUUCAAAGUUUAAUACGACUUGAUUUGUCCAAUAAUUCGAUUAAGAAUUUGCCCAGCACGCUGGCGUCGCUUGUCCAUUUAAUGAGUUUACAAGUUGAUGGAAAUCAAAUACGGUCAUUGCGUCGUGACAUCAUACAAUGUGGUACACAUAGGAUCCUGAAAGCACUAAAAGACCGAUCUCCAGAUGAAGAUGCACUGAAAAAUGUGCAUUUUGAAAGGACAGCUAAGUUUCCAGAUAAGUAUGAAAUGCAGAGAAGUCAUGGACUCAUAAUUAGCUCGCAAAAUUUGACAGAGGUUCCAGAUGAUGCUUUCUUGGAAGCGAAAAAAGCAAAUGUGUACAAAGUCGACUUUUCUAAAAAUAAGCUUGGAUCAUUUCCGGCUGGAUUAGUCAAUCUUGCUAAUGAAUUGCAAGAAUUAUACCUUCCACAUAAUUUAAUUACUGAAAUCCCUUCAUUUAUUGGUGAAUUGUCAAGAAUUUCCUACAUCGACAUUUCCAAUAACCUACUAACCGAUUUACCACACGAGUUUGCAGGAUUGAAUUAUUUGAGGGAAUUGAAUAUGUCAUACAAUAGAUUGACAAAAAUUCCUGAUUGCAUUUUUGAACUUAAAUCAAUUGAAAUCUUACUGUUGCGUGACAAUAAGAUUGAGAAAAUCGAUGCAUCGACAGCAGGACUUGGACGUCUGAAAAAGUUGACGACAUUGGAUUUAGCGAACAAUGAUAUCGAUUCGAUUCCCCCGAUAUUGGGGAAAUUGACGAACAUAAGAUCGCUCGAUAUUGUUGGAAAUCGUUUCCGGCAACCGAGGCAUCAAAUAUUAGAAAAGGGAACAGAGGCCAUCAUGAUGUAUCUCAGAGAUCGUAUACCAGCUUAGUUAAGUUUUUGUUUUAUUUAUUUCAUUCGUUUUAAUUCGGAGCAUUUAAAUGAUGAAGUUCGCUGUCACUCUGUCUAUGACCCUUUCUAUGACUUACUUUUAUCAAAAGUUAUAAUAGGAAAGUCUGCUUGCUCUCUCUUAAUAUUACUGGACCGCAGGAUGAAACAUUUUACGUUUAUCUUCACAUGACUAUCGGCACAUGUUGAAAUUCUCUAACAAAACGAAAAGAUUACACAUAAUGGGGUUAUGGAUUAGAAGCAGAAAUUAAGCAAUACCUGUUGAUAUAUUGAAACAAUGACUAGUCACGCCACACAAACCUUUGACAUAACGCAGAAUAUUUUGGAUAAAUUAGUGUUUCUAUGCUCGUUACUACAACAGUUGGUAGAAUGUAUUUGAAAUAAAAUAGAAAAUUGUGUCAUAAUAAAAAAGUAGAAAAAUCAGAAUAUAAAAUUA